CUGACGAAAGACAGUGGUUGGAGAACACGUGAUGGAUCUUUGGCAGAUUAUUUUUUUGGUGGUGUUAAAGGUCAAAUGAACUGUGCGUGUAAGAAAGAUAACUCGUGCUAUAAUGGUUUAGACUGUAAUUGUAACGCGGGCGACUCAACAGAAAGACAGGAUAAAGGAUAUGCUACAUAUAAAGAUGAUUUACCAAUUACAGCAUUUUUAAGUGGAAAUACAGGUAUGACUCUUUAUUAU
Molecule: messenger RNA, 240 nt
Organism: Lottia gigantea (owl limpet)
Lineage: Eukaryota; Metazoa; Mollusca; Gastropoda; Lottiidae
Exons: 1
Source: RefSeq, a predicted model, not a curated record